Talaromyces stipitatus ATCC 10500 is the source of this 963-nucleotide messenger RNA. RefSeq lists its product as uncharacterized. Gene Ontology annotation, cellular component: endoplasmic reticulum; SNARE complex. Gene Ontology annotation, biological process: retrograde vesicle-mediated transport, Golgi to endoplasmic reticulum. Gene Ontology annotation, molecular function: SNAP receptor activity. NCBI's taxonomy places the organism in Eukaryota, Fungi, Ascomycota, Eurotiomycetes, Eurotiales, Trichocomaceae. The transcript is spliced from 2 exons. Bases 1 to 963 code for a protein of 320 amino acids. The record is from RefSeq and is a predicted model, not a curated record.
AUGACUCGAACCAUCCUUCAAUCGCAUCCCAUACAUUCAGACUCAUCUCCCGAAACAGACACCUAUACAAUCGACAUAAUCAACUUGAAUAAUCUGCUGACACGCCUAGAGCAAAAUAUCUUUCUAUCUUCAUCAGCAGAGCACAGACUUUUACAACAAUCGCAUUUUCAAUGCGCACGGAUAGGUGCUAAUAUUGACUAUGCGCAAACCCUCAUAAAGAAAAUCGAGCGUUCGUUACCCUCGGUAAAAGCGCCUGCGAUACGGCACGAGCGAACGACAGAUCUUGCGAAGAAGAGGGGACGAUAUGAAAAGAUAAAGGAGAGAUUUGACUGGAUCAAGGAGGACGUUGAGAGGAGGGUUGAUCGGGAAGAAGGAGAUGUGUAUCAGGAGGAGGAUAAUGAUGAUGAUAUAUGGGAGGGCCUGAGACCGGUUGAGAAGGGGGCGGCUACAGGCACGGAGACUGAGCUUGAACCGGAAGUAUCAAACAAUAUCAUAUCCUCAGAAGAGACAACGAUAUUACGACAGCGGCGACACGAUAAGACCCUUUCCCCUACAACAACUCCAUCAACGACCGCCGCCAUAGCCAGCGGAACAUCGACAUCACCACUCCCCAAGCUAACCCCUACAACAACUGACCACAACAAAGAAACAACCCUCUCCACCCACCGCGCCGAACAAGAAUCCCUAACAACCAGCCUCCUAACCCUCGCCAGCCAACUCAAGGCCUCAUCCGAAUCAUUCCAAACCUCCCUCGAAAACGAAAAGGGAAUCCUCAACAGAGCCGUAGAGGGUCUAGAUAGGAAUAUGACGGGCAUGGAAGCCGCGGGGAAAAGAAUGGGGGUAUUGAGACGGAUGAGUGAGGGGAGAGGGUGGUGGGGGAGGAUAAUGAUGUAUGCUUGGAUAUUUGGGUUGUGGAUUGUGGCGUUGGGGAUUGUUUAUUUGGGGCCUAAGUUGAGGUUUUGA